AUGCUCGCAGUGCAGGGGCCGACAGGAUUUUUUCAGAGUCCUCGCAUGCCCGCUCUGGGACGCCGUCCCUGGAAGACAGAGGUGACGUUCACCGACGUGACUGCGAGUUGUGGACAAAACGAUUCCGACCCCUGCCAGCGCCGGCACUCGCAUCCGGCCCUGGCGGCGGAGUGCACCUCUGCGACUGGCGCCAGGAGCACGCCACGCUCCGCGGUCAGCUUCAGUCGCGCUCAAGGCCCCUCUGCGUCGUCAUGGAUCCAGGGAACCGCAUCUCGUUCGCCAUCUCGGACGCGGGCGCGGGCCUCGAUGCCGAGCAUCCCUGAGCAUGCGGCGCCGGCGUACUGCACGGACAGGGGCCCCAGGACGAGGCAGGACUGCAACAGGGAGCCGGCGAAGCUCCGGCGCCAGCGCCCCCCGGCGGACACGCUGGACCUGUGGCCUCUGGCCAACGCGGCUGGCCAUGCCGAAAGGCGCCGGGCGUUGGACACAGAGGCAGCGGCGCCCGAGGAGGCGGAGGCGGAGGCGGAGGCGGACCAGCAGGCCAGGCGGUCGACGUCGACGUCGAGCACGGAGUCGAGCAGACACGAUCGCUGCUCCUCCGUGCCCUGCAGCUGCUGCUGGGAGCCGCGGCCAGGACCAGAGGAGGAGGCGCGGCCAGGUCCUGCCGCGGGCGCGUGCUGCCAGGGGAGCCCGCGGGCUCUGCCCCGGGCAGCGCAGAGGGGGCCCCCGCGGCCCAGUGCGGCCGGGCGCCCUCGGGGGGCGCGGGCGGCAGGGGCGCCGGCUUGUCUGAGAGGGGCCGGAAUCG
Messenger RNA from Prorocentrum cordatum, 805 nucleotides. The record is from the annotation of a GenBank genome assembly. NCBI's taxonomy places the organism in Eukaryota, Dinophyceae, Prorocentrales, Prorocentraceae.